CUUGCAGUUGAAACUGAUGAUAAUGAAAUGAAACAAUGGCUAAGAGUAUUUAUUAAUCAGAAAAAAUGUUCUGCAACAAACAAUAAUAAUGAAAUGUCUAUUGACAAAGAAAAUGAUUUAGAAAUCACAAAUCCACCAGUUACUAAACACAAAGGUAGAUCUGAGACUAAGUGGUACAAGUUUGCAGUAGAAAAAGCACAUCAACAAUCAUAUGCUUGUCGUGUAUGUGGUUAG
This is a messenger RNA of Dentiscutata heterogama, 234 nucleotides long. The record is from the annotation of a GenBank genome assembly. Lineage: Eukaryota; Fungi; Glomeromycota; Glomeromycetes; Diversisporales; Gigasporaceae.